AUGGCGGCGGUCGAAGCCCCAGAUGCUAUGGAGGAAGACAAGGCGUGGGAUCAGGCCGUAUCCAGAAUGGAUGAGCCCGUGAUGUCGCAAUCUAAAACGGACGAUUCAGUUGACCCCAUGGCGCUGCUGGUGUACUAUCGCCGCAUUUUGCCCUUCAAGUCCUUGUACAUGUGGUUGAAUCGUGAUAUUACUCCCGCGCGGAACUUUACGCACCGCGAAUUUGCCCUUACUCUUCAGAAUAACGCCUACCUACGAUACCAAAGCUACUCGACGUGGGACGAGUGGAAGAAGGAAGUGUGUCGACUGAACCCAUCGCGAUUUGAAAUCGGACCGGUCUACAGCGCCAAGCCCAAGGACCGCAAGACAAUGCAAAAGGCCACGUUCCGACCUGUCGCUCGCGAACUUGUGUUUGAUAUUGACAUGACAGACUAUGACGAAAUUCGAACGUGCUGCUCCGAUAAAAGUAUUUGCCAUCGGUGCUGGAAGUGGAUUGGGGUGGCGGCCGAAGUGUUGGACAUGACACUACGUGAAGACUUUGGCUUUAAGCAUAUCGUCUGGGUAUAUUCAGGUCGGCGUGGUAUUCACUGUUGGGUAUCGGACCAGGAAGCCUUUGUGCUGGCCGACGAUGCACGUAAGGCCCUCGUCGGCUGGAUCGAGGUGAUCAAAGGCAGUGCCAAUCAGGCCAAGAAGGUGUCCUUGGGUGCGUCCGCACCCGGCUUCCAUCGCACGCUGCAUCCUAGCCUGCGACGUGCGUUGGGUCACGACAUUCUGACGGCCACAAGCAGUACAGCCCACGCAAGGCAUCGUGGUUUGCUACAGCGCGCCUUUGUGGAUUUGGUUCUGCAGGACCAGGACUGUUUCCGUGCACAGGAUCGCUCUGACGUGCUUUUGUCAUUGCUGCCGGCGUCCGAUGCAGAUGCAUUGGCCAAGCUGCAGUCCAAGUGGGCCACCUCUCGUUCAAGUGUGCAAAAAUGGGAUGACGUACUGGAGGUAGCCGCCCGCUCGCAGGAACGCCUCCGGCCCGCGUGGGUGGCGGCGCUCGAAGAUAUUGUGCUGCAGUACACAUAUCCACGCAUCGAUUCAGAGGUAUCGAAACGGCAGAACCACUUGCUCAAGGCGCCUUUUGUGGUGCAUCCGUCGACAGGCCGCAUUUGUGUUCCGCUCGAGCUAGAGCAGAUUCAGUCGUUUGAUCCUCAGACAUCUGCACCGACCGUCGAGCAGGUACUGCAAGAGCUGAAUCAAGUGGCCGAGGCGUCGGGCCAUAAUGAGUGGGAAAAUACGAGCUUGCGUCCCUUUGUCGCACAGUUUGAUCAGGUGUGCACGCGGAUCGUGCGGCAGGCGCAGGAGCAGAAACGCAUUGCGCAGAGACAGUCGCUUGACUUUUAA
This is a messenger RNA of Malassezia restricta, 1386 nucleotides long. RefSeq names its product DNA primase small subunit. Gene Ontology annotation, biological process: DNA replication, synthesis of primer. Gene Ontology annotation, cellular component: alpha DNA polymerase:primase complex. The coding region runs from base 1 to 1386 and encodes 461 amino acids. The transcript has a single exon. Lineage: Eukaryota; Fungi; Basidiomycota; Malasseziomycetes; Malasseziales; Malasseziaceae. The record is from RefSeq and is a predicted model, not a curated record.